GUCACUAUUGCUCGAAUUUUCUACGAAUCACUUGCACCUAUUUCUGACAAACCUUAAUUUUGUACUAAGUCUAACAAAAUGUCCCUCGAACAGCUGAAGGCCGAUGUCGCCGAGUGCGCCGCAUUGCUGGAGCACGCGAAAAGUGCGCGUGUUAAAGGCGCGCUAACCCAGGCCAAAGCCGAGGCGGAGCGCGAAAUAAUCAAUUUGGAGAUAAAAGCACGACUGGCGGCUGAGCGGCAAGCUGGCGCAGAUUCCAAGCGAUAUCUGCAUGAGCUGACGGAUUACGGCUGGGAUCAGAGCUCCAAAUUUGUCAAAUUAUUUAUAACACUCAACGGCGUACAGAAUUGCGCCGAGGAGGCGGUCACCGUCAAGUACACGGAUCACUCCUUGCAGCUGCACGUGAGCGAUCUUAAUGGCAAAGACUUCGGUCUGACUGUCAACAACCUGCUUUAUGCCAUCGACAUUGAGAAGAGUUACCGCAAGCUGAAAACGGACAUGGUGGCGAUAUAUCUGAAAAAGGUCGAGGAGGGGCAGAGCUGGGACGUGCUGACGUCCAUACAGAAGCGACUAAAGCAGAAGCAGGACAACGAGCUGGCCAAAGAGAGCGAGAAUCCCGAGGGUGCUCUGGUCAACAUCAUGAAGAAAAUGUACAACAGCGGCAAUUCAAAAACAAAGCAAAUGAUUGCGAAAGCCUGGACCGAGAGCCAGGAUAAGGCACGCUUUGGCUCGGAAGUUGGCGGUCUCGGCAAUCUCGGCGAUUUAUAAUUAGUAUUUAGUUUUAAAUGAGUCCAACAACGAAAUACAUUAUAUAAAAUAU
Drosophila novamexicana is the source of this 817-nucleotide messenger RNA. Its product is annotated as calcyclin-binding protein. Gene Ontology annotation, biological process: heart development. Gene Ontology annotation, cellular component: nucleus. Gene Ontology annotation, molecular function: S100 protein binding; tubulin binding; ubiquitin protein ligase binding. The record is from RefSeq and is a predicted model, not a curated record. The transcript is spliced from 3 exons. The coding region runs from base 79 to 765 and encodes 228 amino acids. Lineage: Eukaryota; Metazoa; Arthropoda; Insecta; Diptera; Drosophilidae.